GAUCGUACAUGAGUUUUUCUCAAAUUUAAUAAUGUUUUUCAAUGUCAACUUUUAAACUGACUUGAAAAUAAUCAUUACAGUCCUAUUGUUAUAUAAUUAUUAUAUUAAUUACAAUAUCAUAUUGUUACAAUUAUACUAGUACAGUUAUCUACAAUAAUAUCGUUAUGACUAUCCUGGUUUAUUAAUUUAACAUAAAAGGAUAAAUAGAACAUUGAAUUCUUGUGAAGAAGAGACGUAUGAUUUAUUUCUAUAUCUUAAUAUUUCGCAAUUAUGGAAGAAGUUCUUCAACAGUUGGGAGUAGGAAUUCGACCUGUGGAUGAUCCUUUCUUUGACGAUUCUUAUAAAGUCUGCAAAGUCUUUCAAAGGAAAGGCAUCACGAUUGACGACGAGGAGGAAUUAUGUCACGAAGUUAUUAAAGAGUUCUCGUGUUACGUCCCAGGAUGUCAGGCUACUUUUCAAACGUUAUUCGAUUAUGAGAUGCAUUAUAAUAGUUCUCAUCGAUACACUUGUACAGAGUGUAAAGCAUCUAGACCAAGUCCACGUCUAUUGGAGAUUCAUAUUCAAGAGACGCACGAUGCCUUUUUUAAAAUUAUGGCUGAGAAGCAAGCAAUGUUUCAAUGUUAUGAUUCUGAAUGUGAUAUAAAAUUUUACAAUCCGAUGGAAAGGAGAGAACAUUGCAUUAAAAUACAUAAAUUUCCAAAGAAGUAUCGGUUUGACAAUAUACAACAUUGUAUCAAGGAAGACGAAUCGAAUGAGAAUAGAAUGGAAAUCGAUGUUGAUGACAAAAGUAAAAGAAAACCUGCUAAAGUAUUCUUCAAAAAUCAAAAAAGCAAAAUGUUUCCAAAAGGUGCCAGUAUAGUCUGUAGUAAUAAUGCUAGCUCGGAAGCAAUUCCGACACCUAAUAUCAACACUAAAGUAACAACAUCAUUAGUUUUUGUUCCUAGACAAGUACAAAAAUCGUUUUCGAAGGUACUUACAGGUAAUCAAAAUAAAGAAAAGAAUGUUCUUGAAUCAGAAACUAUGACAGAACUUGCAGAUUCGCUGCCUGAUUGACAAUUUGUAUAUGUACAAGAUUCAUUUCAGUUGAAUUUCAUUGAUUGAACACUUUGAAAUAUUUUUCUAAGAAUAUGUAAUUUUUACUGAGACAAAU
Messenger RNA from Camponotus floridanus (Florida carpenter ant), 1150 nucleotides. RefSeq names its product zinc finger protein 511. Bases 271 to 1053 code for a protein of 260 amino acids. The transcript has 3 exons. The record is from RefSeq and is a predicted model, not a curated record. Lineage: Eukaryota; Metazoa; Arthropoda; Insecta; Hymenoptera; Formicidae.